UUCUGUGACAAGAGAAUGUCGCAGAAAAGUAAGAUUCCCAUGUCCAAAGGGGACAAGACGAAGAGUGUGCAGGGUGUCUCAUCAUCAGGAGCCGCCAGAAGAACCACUCCAGGAAGAACCAGAAUGUCGGAAAGGUUCACCACAUCUUCCUAUGGAAACACCAGAGGGACUUCCAAACCUAGUGAUUCCAAAAGUUCUUCCACUCUUACCAAAACCUCCACAAGUGCUAAGCAGAUGGCGGGAGGCAGUGGUGCUAAAGUGGCUUCUUCCACUAAAGCUUCUGGUGGUGGAAAAAUGGCUGGAUGCAAGGUGUCGUCCGCAUCAAAGAUUGACAAAUUGUCUCCAAUUAGUGACAAAUCCCCCACAGGUAGUAAAGCAGAAUCCGACCAAUCACCUGUGAACGAUGAUGAGAACUCGCCAAUAGAGACGGGUGAGAGAGAUUUGGUGGCGGAUCCAAUGUCAACUUCGUUGGUGAAGAAACAUGAUUCAGGGAUAGAAUCUGAUGGCUCCAACAUGGAUAAAAGUGAGAUAUUUCUGGAGUCAGAUUUUGUGGAUACUCCGGUUUCUAAGUCCUCUCGUGUGAGUAAAAUUUGUGAGAGUUUGAUUAGUUUUUCUAGCAUGGACAGUGGGAAUUAUGAUGGUAUAACUGCCAUGGUGGAUGAUGGUUUGGAGAAUAGUACCACACCUUCGACCUCAGCUUCCAAUUCAGUGUCAACUUCUGGGGAAAGUAAAAGUGAUGCGUCUGUGAUAAGUGUGAUUGAGAUUCCUGGAGGGGAUUCACAGGAGAAAUUAAAUGAAAAAGCCACCGGUGAUAAAAUGCCUUCUCUUGCCAUUGAGGACAAAGUUAGCAAAAUUGCCAGCGUAGAUGUUCAAAUCCAAGGGAAACUGAAGAUAUACACAGACUGGGCCAAUCAUUACUUGGAGAAAGCCAAAAACAAGCACACCAUCAGUGACCUUCAGCAGGACGUCUCAGACGGGGUACUUCUGGCCGAGGUCAUCGAGGCCGUCACUAAUGACAAAAUUAAAGACAUAAAAUCCAAACCAAAGAACACUGCUCAAAUGGUAGAUAACAUUAACAAGUGCCUAGCAUUCCUUGCAGGCUUAGGAGUCAACAUAGAGGGACUUUGUGCUAAAGAUAUCAAGGAUGGGAAUUUAAAAUCCAUAUUAGGACUGUUCUAUAGUUUGUCUCGCUACCAGCAGCAGCAGAAGGCGAAACUUCGACAGGGCCAGGAACACGCGCAAGCAAAGGCCCAGCCAGGGGAGAGCACUCCUGACAACCACCAACUCUCACAGCAGGGCAGAAACACACCCCAGCUCAAUGGAGGCGAAUCUCUAUCCAGGUUACCAUCUCCGUUCAACAAGGGAAGCAAAUGUCCAACGAUAACAAACCCUUCCUGCAAAGACAGUGGAUCUCACAGUAAUUCCAAUCUCAACAACUCACGUAGCAGUCGCUCAACUCCCACUUCCAGUGAUAGAAAUAAAGCUCAACUCAACCAACAGAACAACAACGUCACCUCAGGUUCAUCUUUUAUAAGUGCCAAAAACAACGUCAAUAACAACCCAGCGCCCUCGGCUUCACAACGGGCAACCUCCCCAGGAUCCUCAGCUACCUCAGGAAUACCGAUCCCCGGGGGUCGAAGUUUGGCACACCCCCGCUCUGGUGACAAGUCAGGUGGUGGAGGUAGAGUGGUCAGCACUGGAAGCACCACCUCCACAAGUUCCUCCGCCUCGGGCAAAAGCACCUCCCAGAAAGGGGCGGUAACCACCAACAAAAACUCUAUGUUAGACAAAUUCAAAUUCUUCAAUUCCAAGGACAAGUCGAAGACUAAGAGUAGUCUCCCAAAGAGUGCCUCUAAACAGAGCACAACUAGCACAGGAAGUACAUGUUCGAGCAGUGACCGGGACUCGCGGGCGAGCGACCGGCAGUCGUCCGCGAGUGCGCGCAGCUCGAGUUCCACUGACCCUGGAACAUGUGGUAGCAGCACACCCUCAAAUGACUCUGGGAGCCCCAAGCUCCCUCCCAAAACCAAGUCCCUCAGUAAAGGGGGAUUUGGGGGGAGGGAUAAGGGUGGGAGCAUUCUUACUGCUGAAGAUGUGUCAGCCAAACAUAGGGGGUCGCCUUCUCCAACUCCAUCGUCACAUUCGUCGACAUUACCCACGAGUAACAAGAAAAGUAGUGCUAAAAGUGACAAACAUGACAAAGCCGGUCAGAAGAGUUCCAAGAUUGGGAGUUUAAUUCCAAAGACAUCGUCUUCCUCAGGAGGAAAGUCCAAAUCACCAUCUUCUGCUCCAUCAAGUGGUAUUCCAACUCCCUCAAGUAGCAUUCCAAAACCAUCCUCCUCUGGUAGCAAGUCAAUGAAAAGUAGUCGGGAGGACUUGAAGAGUAGCAAAGAUGAGAGGAGCAGAUCAAGAGACUCAAAUUCAUCGGGAAGUGCUCAAAAAUACAAUGUGCCAUUACCAUCUACCCCUUCCAGCAAUAUUCCAUCAGCAAGAUCUAUGCAAAAUCAUCACUCUCAAAUCCCUGGGUGUUCAACACUGCCAUCUUCAUCAUCUCACAACAACAGCCAUUCACAGCACGGCUUACAUCAGAGCAAGGAGCACCCAGACCAAUCAAAAUCAAGGGACCAUCACUCCCAUUCAAAGACACUGGAUCCCAGAAUGCAACAUCAGGAGAAGUCGAGAUACACGGAAGUUGAGUACACAGAUGGAAGGUUAGAGCGUGUAGGUGAAGGUCACAGUUCAAAACCCAGUCAGCUGCCACUGAACAAUACUAGACUGCCAACCCCGUUUAGCUCCAACAACACACAACAUCCAAACCACCAUGAAACAGGUCUCCACAAUAAUUCGCAGCACAACAGGAGAAAUAGUGGUAACGGUGCUGCUGCAGAGGCGAAUCAUGUUAUCUCUGCUUCCUCUCAGACAAUUAAUGUUGUCAAGCCUACCUGUUCGGUAGCCACCCCCUCAAAUGUCUUAACAAAGUCAGAUGGGAAUGCACAGACUAACCACACGGUGCUGAACAGGGCUCUUCCUCCGCCCCUGCCAAAAACGGAGCCCCCUCCACGAAGUGUUCCCCGGGACAAUAGUAAUCAGAGCAUAGAUAGUAACAGUGCUUCAACUUCGGCUUCUGGACAUAAUAGUGAUUCUACCCCUUCGUCGUCCAGUAAUAGUGGGAAAAGUGGGCAAAGUCAUUCUUCGAGUGAAAGUGUUAUUUAUAAACCCUCUAGUGGUGACGAGUUUUCUGGAUCAGAGAAAAGUGCUACCAAUUCACCACAUCUAGGAUUAAAAGUGUUACACUCGCAAUUGAACAAACCCGCUAAUAAUGUGGCUAUCGUGCAACCGCGUCACGGCGAAAAAGUGGAGACAACUUUUGAUACGGAAGUAAGGACAGAAAAAGUGACCAAAGAUUCUAAAGACGGUAGUGUUACAGUGAAAGAGACAACAUUUUCUGAGAAAACAACAACUUUUGUCGAUGAUGAAGGAGAAAAGUUGGAUAUCAAGCCAAUGGCACCGAUCACUCGGGCAAUGUCCUACGGUUCAUCCGGAUUGCUCCGGGGGUAUGGAUCCCCAGCUAACAAACUCCCAGUUCUAAACUAUCACAAUCCAGGAUAUGCGACACCAACCACAGCUUACUUUGCGAGUACCAGCAGAUUGGGAGUCAAUCGUCCAUUAAUUGAUCACGGGAAAUUCUACUCCGGACCAAUUCGGAAAGUGCCCUCCAAUGGACAAAACAGUGGAUUCGAUACGGAUUACAGUUCCGACUAUGACACUUAUGACUAUAUGUCAGGAUACAUGUCUGACGGCGACAUUCUGAAGAAUAACCAGGCCAAGAUGGAGGACAUGACCAGUGGGUACCUGAGUGAGGGUGGGGCGUCCCUCUACGCCCGCCGCCUACAGCAGAGAUUCAGGGAGGGGAUGCAGGCGGUCAAGGAAUGCAUGCAGAAAAGCAGUGGACUUCUAGAUGAUGACAGUUUUGAUGACAGCAGUUCCAUUAGCAGCGGUGACAUCAGUGAUACAAUUAACGAAAUUAGCACAGACGACGGAAACUUGACCGGAGGAAGCGAUCAGAACAACCCGUACAACAGCCUCAAGCGGACACCAAACGCCCAGGGAAUUCCAAAUGGCUACCCCGGUCACAUGCACGGCAAACGAGUCCCCAACCUCGGAACAAGCGCUUUUAUGGGAGCGGACUAUAGUAGUGAUGCUAGUCCCAUGUCUGGGUGGAGGAAAUACCCGCUACCCCAGACUAACCGUUUAUUGAGUAGUGACCCUGCUGAUUAUGCGUAUUUGUUUAAUGGCUACACUCAUGCUUCACCCAUGCAGCAUUGGGGCCAGUCCCCACCAGUGCAGGGACAAAUGAGAAAACUGUCCAACACAAGUCAACCGGACAUUAACCAUUACCGGACUCACAGUGCAGAUUACGUCGAUCCUAAUAAAUCGGGCGUGUACUCUUCCAAUAACAGUCUGUCCAAUAAGAAGGACUCGGAGACUAACACAGAGCAGUCGCAUUUAAUGGAGGCCAGUAUGAGGCGGGUGCAGCAACAAAGUGGCGGGGGUCAGGGCGGGUUCGGAUAUCGCCGUCCUCUCAGCAACACCAGCACCAGUUCAGCAGGUAGCAACAAGAGCAACGGAACAGGAGGAUCGUCCUGCUCCAAGAGCUCCACUGUCGGCAGUCGUCUGGCCAAGCACGGUGUGAUGAAUGAAAACAACGGCAUGAAGCCAGGGGAGUGCACUCCGUCUGGGAUUCCACGUCCAGGAAGUGCGGCAUCACUGCGAACGACACCACAGAGGGCCGAGGAUCUGUUCACUAGUGCCACACUAGAGAGGAAGAAAAAAGGGAUUAAUGGUGCAAAGACAAAUGGUAACAAUAUUUCUCCCCCUGAGGAACUUUAUAAGUCCAAUACUCUGGGUAGGAAUACUCAAAAAAAGAGUGGCAGCAAGGCUAGUCUUACUCGAACCCCCUCGCAGGGCGAGGGAACCCCUCUGUGCAAUAAUACUAUUAUUUCCAAUCCCCAUGCUACUUAUGGGAAAAAUGAAAUGGGAAGACCUAACAUGUAUUCCCAGUCUCUUCCCAACAUGCCACAAAACGGUGUGCCAGCACACUACGUUGCCAUGGAAUAUGGAAGUCCUCGUAAUUCGGGUUCAGGUCAGGGUGUCUGGCUUAAGAACACUAAUGGAAACAUCCCUAUGCAUAUGUCAGACACUGAAAGCAUGGACUCCAUAUCCUCUCAUGCUUCCAGUAUUCAGGCCCAGAUUCAGCAGGCUCGAGCCCUGAGUGAUGCCAGUGCUCGUAUACUCGCCCACGGAAUGAACAAUGUGGGCCUGACCCGGUCAAAUAGUCUGAAGUCCACCCAAUCAGACUCCAUCUAUGCUUCCAAUCAACACAUUGGGGAAAAUCUGACCCGCACCAACUCGUUCUCCCAGCUUCCAAGCCCCCCACCCCCUUCCUCCCCCACCCCUAGCAAUAGUUCGCAUUCCUCUCGCUUCACAUAUCCUAUGACUGCUUUUGGUGGUGGUGGGUCGUCCAUGAGCAGUGGUGGGGGAUACGCCAACCCAGUGACCCUGAAUCAGAACAUGGUCCGGUCCAACACUCAGUCCAGCCUACCCCCCUACAGUAGCCUGGCCCUCUCCAAGAUCAACAAGGAUGAGGAUGGAAGUAUUCAUGGCUCCAAUCUAUCUCUGGCAUCCUGCAGCUCUUCUGUGUAUUCCUCGGCUGAAGACAAACAUCAGCAUGAGAUUCGUAAGCUACGACGCGAACUGGAGUCGGCACAGGAAAAAGUGGUGACACUGACCACGCAACUCAGCACAAACGCCCAUGUAGUGGCAGCAUUUGAACAGAGCCUAUCCAACAUGACUGCCCGGCUACAGCAUCUGACCUCAACUGCUGAACAAAAGGCUAGCGAUAAAGUACGUCUUCGCUCCAAACAAGAAAAGGAUUCAGAGUUGAAUGAGCUAAGGGCAACUAUUGAGGCGCUGAAAAGACAGAGUGGUCUGAGUAUACCUGACCCCACGAUUCUCAGCCCCGGGGCGGGGCGUCGUCACACCUCACCGGGUAUGGUCAAUACAAACGAUUACAUCUCUAGUCCGCUCCACCAAAUCCAUCACCAAUCUCCUCACCACGGCAACCGGCCCGGGUUCAAUACCCUUCCGAUGCCCACGGAGGGCAGGAUAACACGACAGCUUUCCACCGACAGUGUGUCGAGCAUCAACAGUCUCUCCAGCGCCUGUAGCACCGCGAGCCAACAGUCUGCCGCCACGGACGGGGAAGCAGGUCGCCGCAAAAAGAAAAAGGGAUGGCUAAGAAGUUCCUUCAGCAAGGCUUUCUCCAGGAAGAAGAAUAAAAGUGGAUCCAUGUCGGAUUGCGAGUUGGAUAUGGGCAAUUCGAGGCCAAACUUCUCUGCUCCUAAUUCUCCCCUACUCCAGAUCCACAUGCCAAACGGACAGGGCCUUAUCAAAGGCUCUCACUCCUCCAGCGCUUUGUAUGAAGCGGAGGAUGCCUCUUCGGUACUGGAGUUAAAGAAACAGCUCCGUGAUAAGGACAUGAAGCUGACAGACAUCAGACUGGAGGCUCUGUCCUCCGCGCAUCAGCUGGAGCAGCUCCGCGAAACCAUGAAUAAAAUGAAGAAUGAAAUGAGUGCCUUGAAAGCAGACAAUGAUAGACUUCAAAGAAUGAUGCAUGUUCGUCCAUUAAAUUCAUCCCAGAAUUCCAUAGCUCAUAAUCGUACCAGUAGUGAAUCGUUAGAGCGGUCGCUCAGUAUUACAGAACAGCCUAGUUUAGAAAUGUUAUUAUCAGAAACUCCUGACAGAGAUGGCAAACGAGUGACCAUGACAGUUUACCUUGGUUCAAACCCAGACCCACUUAGAGAAGGAGUGGAGAGACCUGCUGAAGUAUUAAUAGGUUCUCUUUCCGUCAGCGGAAAAACAAAGUGGGACAUACUAGAUAAUAUCGUUCGAAAAAUAUUAAAGGAAUAUGUACUACGAGUUGAUCCAGUGACGAAUCUAGGGCUAAGUGCUGAGAGCGUGUUUUCAUAUCACAUUGCGGAAAUCAUCCGAACAAAGGAUGCAGAGCUGCCAGAGUUACUUCCCAUUGGUUACCUUGUCGGUGAUACUAUGCAAAUUGGAAUUUGUUUGAAAGGUACAAGACAGAACAGUGUGGAUUCCCUGGCGUUUGAGACACUGAUCCCGAAGUCCAUUGUCCAGCGAUAUGUGUCGCUGCUUCUUGAACACAGGAGGAUCAUUUUAUGUGGACCAAGUGGAACCGGGAAAACCUACCUGGCUCAGAAACUGGCUGAGCACCUGGUUUUAAGAUCUGGUAAGGAGCUGACUGCAGGCUCGGUGGCGACCUUUAAUGUGGACCACAAGUCAGCCAAGGAACUCCGACAGUACCUGGCCAACAUCGCAGAACAGUGUGAGAACACAGGGGUGGGGGAACUACCCAGUGUCAUCAUCCUGGACAACCUCCACCAUGUUGGGUCCCUUGGUGAAGUUUUCAAUGGCUUCCUCAGCGUCAAGUACCAGAAAUGUCCCUACAUCAUUGGAACCAUGAACCAAGCCACAUGUUCCACCACAAACCUUCAGCUCCACCACAACUUCCGGUGGGUGCUCUGUGCCAACCACAUGGAGCCGGUGAAAGGAUUUCUGGGAAGGUAUCUGCGACGGAAGCUGGUGGAGGCAGAGGUCAGGACUGGUAUCCGUAACAACGACCUAAACAAGAUCAUUGAUUGGGUGCCCAAGGUCUGGCUCCACCUCAACAAGUUCCUGGAGACACACAGUUCUUCUGAUGUCACUAUUGGUCCCCGAUUGUUCUUGUCAUGCCCUAUGGAGAUUUCUGGCUCUAAGGUUUGGUUCACUGACUUGUGGAACUACUCCAUUGUUCCCUAUCUUUUGGAGGCUGUCAGAGAAGGACUGCAGGUCUACGGCAAGAGAGCCCCUUGGGAAGACCCCACAGACUGGGUCUUGGAGUCGUAUCCCUGGGCAACGGCCAAGGACGAGGACCCCUCCCUGCUGAAGAUCCGCCCUGAGGAUGUAGGUUACGAUACCCAGGGGGUCAUCUCCACAUCCAGUGGGGUCGCCCUAAAAUCCAAGUCUUCUGACUCGACCAACCAUAUGGAACCUUCAACAGAUCCUUUGUAUAACAUGAUCAAACGGCUACAAGAAGCGGCUAAUUAUUCUAGCUCUCAGAGCGGACAGGAUGACGACUCCGCCAGUAUAUGUAGUCGGAGCAGCAGUGUUCAAGAUCUGUCUACAUCAAGUGUAGAAUCAACCAUCUAAAAAAACAUUCUUAAGACUUUGUAAAAUUUCUACAUGAUGCCAAGAAUUCAUUUUAAACGUUUUAAUGAAGCUGUAUGCUGUGAUCACUUAGAAGCUUGUCAACAAGUUUAUUUUGAUGGAAGGAAUUUUUUUUCUUUUAAUUUAAUUCAUGUAUAAAAUCAUGUAUUAUUAAUUUAUUUGAUUAUCAGAAUUAUUUUUGAUCUGAUUUGUAAAUAAUGUAUCAUAUUGUCAUAUACCUAAAAAGAAAUUGCCAAACAUAACACUAAGUUUUCGGUGAUAUAUCUGUCUCUUAGAAACAAUAUUUUUAGUUUGGAAAAAGCUUAGUACCUGUACCAUGGAAAGUUAGCUCUAAUUUUAGAUAUUUAAUAAAAACAAACCACAAGGCAGCAAUUCAGAUAAGGUGCUAAAUAUAUUACAUCUUGUUUGGAAAAUUGAACACUUGCAGUUCAAGUGUUACUUUUAAGGAAAUAUGAUUUUUUAUUUCACCGGUCAGGCCAAAUUGGAAAAGUGCAAUAUUGGUUCCUAUCGAACAACGUACUGCAUCAAAAUCAUAGAACUUAAUUGUAUAAAUAAGUCAAUGUCAAGCAUUGGUGUAGCUUAAAUGAUAAAUGAGUUAUCAGAGAUUUAAUUUGGAAUACUUUUAUUCAGAUUUUAUGUGUACCAUUGUUGUCUAGUUCAAGCAUGUGGCAUGGUUUUGUUGUUGUGUAAUACAGAUUACAUGUAUGUAAAUUGUAUAGCUUCACGUUCCAAAACGUUGCACCACCUAUUUUAUGAGAAAUUAUAAUCGCAAAAUAUGGUAAAAACUUUGAUGAUUUCCAUAUAGAUUUAAAUUUUUAUUGCAAUGAUUUCCAGGGUAUAAGAGAAACGUAUUUUGAUGAUAAAUUGUUUUGUUUAUUUCAAGGUGCGACCACCCAAGAACGUAUCGGCAGACACGGCUUAACUUUUGAGAUUUAUUCUGUAAAUACUGGAUAAUAGAAAAUAUCAAUAUUGAGAAGUUCCAACUUUUUAUCUGUAUUAUCAAACACAAAAAGAACAUUGUACAUGUACAUAUCUCUCGAUCUGUUAUAUAGAAUAUGUGAAAAUUAAAAACAGACUGAAAGCUAUGCCUUUCUGAAGGGUAGUAUCUCCUAUGGUUUGAAUCAAAGGAGGGUGAUUUGGGGAGCAAAGAGGCAAGAAUUUCUCUUAAAUGGUUUAAUUUCACAAGAAAGAAUAUUAAAAAUUAAACUUAUUUAAUAUUUAUUUUGUAUAAACAGAAUCAAGACUUUUGAUAUCUUUCUGCUUUGGGUAUUAUAUUGACCAAAUAUUCAAGAUGAAUUGGAAAAGCAUGUUGUUUUUUUUAAUUGGUUAUGGUUUUUCAUCCCGUUUUGUAUGAUUUUUACUUAAUGCUUCAAAAUCCUCAAGCUUAUUGCAUUUAUUUCCUUACAAUAAUAGCUUACCUUCUUACAGUGCUAUUUUUUUUUUUAAAUUACAAGCUAUUUUGGUUGUUGGCAAACCAGUUGCUUUGGAAGUUUCCCUUUGCCUUACGCUUGCCGAUAUUUCGGUCCCUAGGAGGGGCAUAGGUUUAUGGUGUGGCAAUAAUUGGUUGCUUUUUCAUGAUGUACACAGGCUGUUUAUCCAGAUUAAAUCAAGGGAUUAGUAAUUAACACUGUGGAAAAAUCUGACUGUUAAUUAACAUUGUCAUUAACUAUCAUAUAGAUUUAACUUGAUUGUAUGUGAGAUAUAUAUGUGGAGUCCGUGCAUGCCAUUAUAACUGUAAGUGGCAUCCAUUCAUUAAAUAAAAUGCAGGUUUUAUAAUUAUUUAUGAAAUACAUGGAAGCAAAUCUGCAGUGAGAUACAACCGUUGCAUGGAAUAUGCAUAUAUGUAUAAGCCGUGAAGUCUUAACCAGUAAGCUAUUUCUUCACUCAUUACAUUUCAUUUCUUUUUAAAACUAUGAGACCACAUGAUCUCUUUAUGUUCAGGUCAUAGAAACAAUACAGUUCUCCUGUAUGUAUUUAUAUUGUACAUAAUUCAUUAAACAAUUCUUUCUCUUACAUGCAUGAAUAUGCAUUUACAUGUAUAUAGUAUAUAUACACAUUUUACAUGUAUUUUCUCUUAUUCUUUUUUUUUUUAAAUCUGAGAUAAGUACAUGAAGGCAGACUCAGAGUUUUACUAGUCACCUAUCAUUUUAUAACUAUUUAAAACUUGAGUUUUAAUCAACAAUCAUAAAUUUUUUAAAUACAUAUUUCUACAUUUGUCUUGAUUGAAACACAAAUAUAACAAGGUGCUGUAUUGUUGUUAGGAAGUCAUUCAUUAGUACAUGUAUUGUACAGAAAAAGUAGGUCAUAUGACGUGCCAGCAUUUGUACUGCUGUUACUAUUUAUAACUGUACAUACCAAAACACUUGUUUGAAUGGAGUUUCUUGUUGUUCAGAGGUUUUGAUUGUUGUGGUGUUAUAAAUAAAAAAACAAGUUGUUUGUUGUUUUUUCUUCAAGAAAGUCCCAUCUAUGUACUGUACUGUGACAACAACACGCUGUUGGGAUAAUGUUAAACAGUGACAUGUUUUCUUAUCGUAUUCAUGAAUUAUAUAUGAUACAAACAUUUACAAUGUACAUGUUCCAUGAUGUUUUUUUUUUGUAAAGGUACAAGUGACAGAAAAAUCAUGUUUAAUAAUAAAUAUUUAUUUCCUAACAAUA
Magallana angulata is the source of this 10941-nucleotide messenger RNA. RefSeq names its product neuron navigator 2-like. The transcript has 27 exons. Gene Ontology annotation, biological process: nervous system development; neurogenesis. Gene Ontology annotation, molecular function: protein binding; ATP hydrolysis activity; ATP binding. The record is from RefSeq and is a predicted model, not a curated record. NCBI's taxonomy places the organism in Eukaryota, Metazoa, Mollusca, Bivalvia, Ostreida, Ostreidae. The coding region runs from base 16 to 8268 and encodes 2750 amino acids.